Molecule: messenger RNA, 3307 nt
Organism: Limanda limanda (common dab)
Lineage: Eukaryota; Metazoa; Chordata; Actinopteri; Pleuronectiformes; Pleuronectidae
Gene: ccnyl1
Product: cyclin Y-like 1
Exons: 10
Coding region: 746-1783 (345 amino acids)
Biological process (GO): regulation of canonical Wnt signaling pathway; regulation of cyclin-dependent protein serine/threonine kinase activity
Cellular component (GO): plasma membrane
Molecular function (GO): cyclin-dependent protein serine/threonine kinase activator activity; protein kinase binding
Source: RefSeq, a predicted model, not a curated record
CGCGGAGGACAUCCAGGAGGAGUCCGGGGAAGCUAACGGAGCCGGUGGCCUGAUGAAGACCCAGAAGAAGCUUCACACAACCCGAGCUCUUUGAGGAUUUCUCACCUACACUCCUGGAUCCGCCUCUUUUGUUUGUUCACCCCGGUUCCCCAGUGGAGGCCGCAGAAGCCUCGGGAUAAAUUUAGCGACCCACCGGGGCCGUGUGCGAGAAGGGCGGCUGUGGAUUUGUUUGGAAAGUGUCAAAUUAGUGAUACUUUGGGAUUUUUUCUUGUUUUGAAGUCGCGACGUGUUUUAUUCCUAAGAGUCGAUUUUGUUUACGAGGACGACAGACGUGGAUUUAAUGUGGAGAAGAAGAAAGUUAACUAGUUAGCUAGCUUCAAUGCUAGCUAGCUUCCUAUCAGCGAAACUCUUGCAUGUCGAAUGAAUGAAUGAACGAAUUGGCGACCGCCUGCAUUGAACUAGCCUCUGCUUCUCGUUCUUACUUGAACUUAUCGAGUAUAUCGACGGGAAAACGACACAAACAGGGUGAGCUACAGCCCUCACACCCUCUCAUGGACAGGAAUGCGAUUCCCUGGAGUUGGACAGCGGCGAAUUAGCUCCCGGAGAUAGCGCAGUGCUAAUACCGACCAGAGCCUGGUAAUGCCUCUGAGGCUGGGGCCAGCUCGCUUUAGCUAGCUAGCCACACAGAUUUGCACUACUACUUGGACUCGGCCGCAGCACAGAGAAGCACACGCCCGGUUCGGGAAUGGGGAACACGGUUUCGUGCUGCGUCUCUCCGGAGUCGAGCCCCAAACUCCCGUCGAGGCAGCCGGCGGAGCGUCUGGAGGAGCUGCACACCAGCACCGAGGCGAGCGAGGACAACACGGUGCCCUACCUGCAGCACAUCAGCGACCGAGAGGUGCCCGACGAGUUGGCAUUGGAGUCGAACCCUUCAGACCACGCCAGAGCGAGCACCAUCUUCCUUAGCAAGUCUCAGACAGACGUACGUGACAAGAGGAAAAGCAACCAUAUAAAUCAUAUCAGUCAUAUAUCUCCUGGUCUAUUGUCAAAGAAAUACAGCUCCUGCUCCACAAUUUUCAUUGACGACAGCACCGUCAGCCAGCCAAACCUUAAAAGCACAAUCAAAUGUGUCACAUUAGCAACAUACUACCACAUCAAAAACAGGGACUCACACAGGUCAUUGGAUAUCUUUGAUGAGAAGUUGCACCCCUUAUCAAGAGAACCAGUGCCAGACGACUACGCACAUGUUGACCCUGAACACAAACUGAUCUACCGCUUUGUCCGAACGCUCUUCAGUGCUGCACAGCUCACGGCAGAAUGUGCUAUCGUCACUCUGGUGUACUUAGAGCGGCUGCUGACCUACGCUGAGCUGGAUAUCUGCCCCGCCAACUGGAAGCGAAUCAUCCUGGGAGCCAUCUUGUUGGCCUCCAAAGUCUGGGAUGACCAGGCUGUGUGGAAUGUCGACUACUGCCAGAUCCUUAAAGACAUCACUGUGGAGGACAUGAAUGAGAUGGAGCGUCACUUCCUCGAGCUUCUCCAGUUCAAUAUCAACGUGCCAGCCAGUGUCUAUGCCAAGUACUACUUUGAUCUGCGCUCGCUGGCUGAUGAUAACAACCUCAACUUCCCUCUGGAGCCGCUCAACAACAAGCGUGCCCAGAAACUAGAGGCCAUUUCAAGACUAUGUGAGGACAAGUACAAAGACAUGAGCCGAGCGGUAAUAAAACGAUCCUUCAGCGCUGACAACCUGAUAGUUACACAACGCUCCAACGCUGUGCUGUCAUAGGCCAACAUGGCUGCCUCAUGAGGUUGACGCAGCCACACCAGGCAGUAUUCAGGCUUACCAUGCUACAGUGUGACCUGACUCGGCAGUAUUUUACAUCACAGCUGUAGAGCUGCAUGAUUGUGAAUCCCUAAAACUAUUGUUUUUACAAUUUUUUAUUUAUUUAUUUCUCAACUGGCCCUGAUUUCCAUGAUGACGUGUAUUAGAACUGGACCUGGGGCAGGCGAUCACUGAGGAGUAGUCUUGGGAAUUGUCAUUAAGAUUUAAUCCUUGCAAAAAUAUUUCAACAUAGCCAUAAAGAUUAGAUUGGUGUUAAACAAUAUUUUUUAUGAUUCUCAAAAUCCCAUUCAAAUAAAAAAUUAAAACCAAUGUUGUACAAGUCAGUCUAAACACGCUCUGACUCUUAACUAUCUGUAGCAGUUAAGAGAGUUAGUUUGUUCUGUUAUUGGACAACAAAGACACGCGGUUAUUUUGAGGUCAGUUUAUUCCUGUUUUUUUUGGGGAAUUGUUGACGAGAAAAGAAACCAUUCAACAUCACCAAAAUAAAUAUUUUAAUAGGCACAACAAAUUCACAAUACUAGGGCUGGGCGAUACGGCCCAAAACUAUUAUCUAGAUUAUCUAGAAAACAUUUAGAUAUAAAUAAUUAUCACAAUAAAUGUCACAUUAUUAUUUUGUGUAAAAUGAGACUGAGUGGAGGUUGUGGUUUUAAACUCUUCUUUCUGAGCAAAGAAUUAUAAACACUUGAUAAAUCUGAGGUAGAACAUUAAAAUACAAUUAAGUAGUAUACCUCCCUGCAUAAGCAAUAUAUUCGACUUUGGUUAUAUUUAUAUUCAUGAUAAUUGUAUUGUUAUGAUUAUUGUAGUUAUAUCGCCCAGCCCUAAAAAUGUUCCUCCUUGUAAAUUAGAAUUCAAACCAAAAGAAAUUGAGAGUGUAAAUCAAACGUGUUUACUGUUGAUACCAGUGGUGUUGCAUCCUGUCUGAGUAAAUUAUCUACCUAUUUGGAUUUAGCAUAGAGCAUGUCUCAAAUGAGAAGUAUUAAAGUAUAAAUAUUCUACAGCAGCUGUCUGAAGUCAGCACAGCUUCAGUCGGCUGCCGUGCGUGUGUGUGUCAGGGUGUCAGGUGCCAAUCUGGGAUCAGCUUCACUUUGGAGAUAAACUCUACAUGUGGUCAAACUGGACACACUUUACAGAUUCUGAAUCAGUUCUGCUACAGACUGGCUCUAUGUAGCAUCUUAAAAAUAAUGUAGGGUGGGUCCACACGGUCCAGGCUCAGUAUUGUGCCCCUCAAAUCCUGCCUCCGUCUCAAGGAGGCGCUCUACAGAUCACCAAGCCCUGUGCUUGUCCCAGACCCUGACCAGAGCUUAUGAACAAACUACAUAGAUGAGGGGGGGGAAAGAGACUGAUGGACACCCCCCUCCGUUUUGCUUACUAUGUAGGCCACUAGCUGUGAAAUUUGUCUUGUUUUUAAUUGAAAAGAAAAACAUUUGCAGAUGGAGUAUUUUAAAUAAACACUAAUCAUGUAACAAA